AUGGCGGCUGUUCUUGGACGUUUAGUGAACUCAACUUGCAGACGAUCUGUUGGCUUGAUAACACAGUCACGAUGGGCUUACACUGUAGAAAAAGAACCAAUGAAGUCCAGCGUCACUUUUAUCUCUGAACCAAAAGAAGGUCAAGAAGAACAAGACAUUCCACCCUAUGUGACAAGAUAUAGUUCCAGAGGGUUUAGAAUCAAAAAUGUCAAAGUUUUUGGAUCUGUAGCUAUAGUACCAGACAAUUUCUUUCACUGGAAAAUUCAUAAUCCAAAUGAUAUAACCCCAGAGAGUCUAAAACUUUUCACUUUAAUGGAUCCUUCAAUAGAAAUUCUUGUGAUUGGUACAGGAGACAAAAUUGUCCAGCUUUCACCUGAAGUGCAUUCCCACUUGAAAGAGAAUAAAAUCAUGCUAGAAGUACAAGAUACUAGAAAUGCUGCUGCCACCUUUAAUUUUCUUCUUGAGGAAGAGAGACUUGUAGGAGCUGCUCUUAUUCCACCUCACACUGAAAAAAGCUGAUGUCCCACCUUAACGUCUAUUCUGUAAUUCUAGAAAACAAUAUCCAUGCCUCCUCCAUAAAGAAGAGAUUGGAUUUUCCAAUGUGCAGGAAGAAAUACUUAUACCUUCAGCAUUGGGGGAUGAUUUACCAGGAGUUGGGACUUGGGUCUAAGGCGGGUACUUUGUGUGGACCUAGAGAAUAUACCUAUAUCCCUCAUGGAGGGGUUAUAGCUCAUCUUAUGCUUGUACAUAAUCAUCAUAAUCAUAAUCAUUUCUAAAUUGGACAAGUGAUAACUCUACUAGACAGGGGUUUAAGUUGUGAUAUUUUGUGCUUGAUUACUGAAAAAUAAAUAUUUAAGCCAA
This is a messenger RNA of Actinia tenebrosa (Australian red waratah sea anemone), 861 nucleotides long. RefSeq names its product NADH dehydrogenase [ubiquinone] 1 alpha subcomplex assembly factor 3. The record is from RefSeq and is a predicted model, not a curated record. Gene Ontology annotation, biological process: mitochondrial respiratory chain complex I assembly. Gene Ontology annotation, cellular component: mitochondrial inner membrane. NCBI's taxonomy places the organism in Eukaryota, Metazoa, Cnidaria, Anthozoa, Actiniaria, Actiniidae.